AUGUCAGUCCAAACUGUUUCUAUUCAACCCUUCACUGACCAGAAGCCGGGAACUUCUGGUCUUCGCAAGAAGGUCAAGGUCUUCCAGCAGCCCCAUUACUCCGAAUCCUUCAUUACCAGCAUUCUGCUCUCAAUCCCCGAGGGUGUCAAGGACUCCUUCCUCGUCAUUGGUGGUGAUGGCCGUUACUACAACCCUGAGGUGAUCUCCAAAAUUGCCAAGAUCAGUGCCGCCUACGGUGUCAAGAAGCUCUUGGUAGGACAAAAUGGUAUUCUCAGCACACCUGCUGCUAGCAACCUGAUCCGCGUUCGCAAGGCCACUGGUGGUAUCUUGCUGACUGCCAGUCACAACCCUGGUGGUCCGGACAACGACUUUGGUAUCAAGUACAACUUGGCCAAUGGUGCCCCUGCCCCGGAAAGUGUUACCGACAAAAUCUACGAAACCUCCAAGUCCCUCGCCUCCUACAACUAUGUCGAAAUCCCUGAUGUCGACACCUCGAGCAUUGGCUCCAAGACCUACGGUCCCCUCGAGGUUGAGGUUGUCCACUCGACCGCCGACUACGUUACCAUGAUGAAGGAGAUCUUCGACUUCGAUCUGAUCAAGGAUUUCCUCAGCUCCCACAAGGACUUCAAGGUGCUCUUCGAUGGUAUGCACGGUGUGACCGGUCCCUAUGGCGUAGACAUCUUCGUCAAGGAGCUUGGCCUGCCAGCCAGCAGCACCAUGAACUGCGAGCCUAAGCCAGACUUCGGCGGUGGUCACCCAGACCCUAACCUCGUGUAUGCGCACGAGCUUGUUGAGGCCGUUGACAAGAACGGUGUGCACUUCGGUGCCGCCAGUGACGGUGACGGUGACCGCAACAUGAUCUACGGCGCCAACACCUUCGUCUCUCCCGGUGACAGCUUGGCCAUCAUUGCCCACCACGCCAAGCUGAUCCCCUGGUUCAAGAAACAGGGUGUUUACGGACUUGCUCGUUCCAUGCCCACCUCCGGUGCCGUUGACCGUGUCGCCCAGGCCCAGGGUCUCCAAAGCUAUGAGGUUCCCACUGGCUGGAAGUUCUUCUGCAACCUGUUUGACAACAAGAAGAUUUCCAUCUGUGGCGAGGAGAGUUUCGGUACUGGUAGCAAUCACAUCCGUGAGAAGGAUGGUGUCUGGGCUGUCGUUGCCUGGUUGAACAUCAUCGCUGGUGUAUCCAAGGAGAAGCCCGAGGAGACUCCCAGCAUCGCUUCCAUCCAGAACGACUUCUGGAAGACAUAUGGCCGCACAUUCUUCACUCGUUUCGACUACGAGAACGUUGACAGCGACGGCGCCAACAAGGUCGUCGCCACUUUGGCCGAUGUCGUUGCGCAGAACACCCCAGCUGGCGCUGGCGCUGCCAUUGAGGGCCGCAAGGUUACCGACGCUGGUAACUUCUCCUACACCGAUCUUGAUGGCAGUGUUUCCAAGAACCAGGGUCUUUACGUCAAGUUCGACGAUGGCAGCCGUAUCGUUGUCCGUCUGUCUGGUACUGGCAGCAGCGGUGCUACUAUCCGUCUGUACAUUGAGCGUUAUGAGAGCGAUAACUCCAAGUUCGGUCUGAGUGCCCAGGAAUACUUGGGCGAGAACAUCGCUUUGGCUUUGAAGCUUCUCAAGUUCAAGGAGUAUGUCGGACGCGAGGAGCCUGAUGUCAAGACCUAA
Molecule: messenger RNA, 1671 nt
Organism: Penicillium angulare
Lineage: Eukaryota; Fungi; Ascomycota; Eurotiomycetes; Eurotiales; Aspergillaceae
Gene: pgmA
Product: phosphoglucomutase PGM2
Exons: 3
Coding region: 1-1671 (556 amino acids)
Biological process (GO): carbohydrate metabolic process
Cellular component (GO): cytosol
Molecular function (GO): magnesium ion binding; phosphoglucomutase activity
Source: RefSeq, a predicted model, not a curated record